Molecule: messenger RNA, 5978 nt
Organism: Myxocyprinus asiaticus (Chinese sucker)
Lineage: Eukaryota; Metazoa; Chordata; Actinopteri; Cypriniformes; Catostomidae
Product: protein LBH-like
Exons: 4
Coding region: 252-605 (117 amino acids)
Source: RefSeq, a predicted model, not a curated record
CAAUCAUACGACGAUUCAUGCUGCAAGCGUUCAGCUCUCAACAUGUAAAUGAAUGACGUUGGCUGGAUCAAAAACUGACAGCAUUCAACAGUAACUUUCCGCUGCAGGUCAGAACUGUAAGUCAGGUGGUUGGCCUCAUGUAAACGGAAGCUGUGUGAGUUUCACUCGGUGUUCUGCGGUUUAACGGGAGAAUAUACCGAGUAUAGUAACAUACCUCGCGCUUCAAGAAAAAAAACGGGAGACAAGAAAGAAUGACAGAUAUAAUGAACAACCCAGAUCACAGUCGAGGAGAAUUCACUGUGAGUGAUUCAGAAGAGCAAGGCGUUUCCUUUCAGAUUUUCCCAGACACACAGGAGCGCAACCCCAAGCUGUCAAAACGGCUGCCCUCCAUCGUGGUGGAGCCCACAGAGGGAGAGGUGGAGAGCGGAGAGUUACGUUGGCCCCCAGAUGACCUGAGAAGCACAAACUCUUCCAGCCAUAAGCACACACCCUCCCAAGAGAUCACACAGAUGUCAGAUUCACCGACCCAGAUAACUAACAGCAAGAGUGCAGAUGAAGCCAAGUGCAGCAGUGUGGAAACAUCAGGAGCUGCCGAGCGUAACUGAAAUGUAAUAAAGACAUUAUCGCAAGUCUUUUAUUAUCACAAGUCUCAGUUCUCACGCUGAAAAUUCACACAUAGAAACACAGACACACUUACAACGACUUGAGCAGCCAAUUUGGCAGGCAGGUGUAAAUAAGAUCACAAUGCCAUAUCUGAGCACCUUUCACAACUCAUUCAUGGCUUUAAAGAGACUCCUUUUCAACACUUUUUAAAAUUAUUUUCUGGUUUUCAAGAACAAACUCAUUUAAAAAGGACUACUGAGUUUGUAAUAGGACAAUACUGGCUUUACAAAAAAAAUAGCCAGUUUACUUUACAUCACAGCAAUGAUUCUCUGCUUGCUUUUGCUAGUCAUAAGUCAGUGGUAUUAGGGGGAGGGGCAUUCACAUUCUAAAAAGCAUUUGAUUGGACAAAAUAAGUGAGUGCAGUGUGAGUCAUCAGUAUUUUUUGUUCUGUACUCCUGAAAGAGAAAAUCUAUAAACGUUAACUUUUUAUGUAUGCUAAUAGUGAAUUUUGCCAAAGUUUAGGAGUACACUAGCAUACUGUAUAUAUGGCCUUGAAGCAAACAGACAUGGACUAGAAGCCACAAAAUGGGGUCUUUAAACAAACAAUAUAGUAUGGCCUUAAACAAGACUUAACCAAGAGUGAAAUAUUAAAUUAUUAAUUCUAAAUCAAAUGUGUUGUUUGACUUCUCUAUAACCAUUUCUCAGCUUUACAUUUAGAGAGAUGUAUUGAUUUGGUAUAGAUCUUUUUCACAGACUGUGAUGACGCAUUUCCGCCUUAUUUAGCAGCGUAAAUCUCUCAAAAUUUUUAAAUAAUAUAUAUGUUUUAAAUAUUGAGUGUAAAUUUGUAACAUUAUGCUUAUUGUUAUAUUGCCCUGGAAUUAGUUUUAAAAACAGAAUUACCAAAGCUGCGAGGGGGUUUCUAUGACAGCUGCUGAGAGAGUGACAGUUGACAUUUAAAUUAGAAGCCAAAUUUGCGUACUUUCCAAUUCACUCAGUUGGAAAUUUGCCAUCUUCUCCCAUUUGACUUGCUUAAUCCACUGCUCUCUUAUUUUUUCCUCUUCUGGAAAAUCAUUUAAAUGUAAUAGUUGUUUUGGAGCAAAUGGAUAAGUGAAUAUAAUAUUUGCUGUGGUCUCCCAUUCACUGCUGUCGAAGUUUACCCUGCAUACAUUUACUUCUGCGUUCCAAAACCCGGACUGUGAAAAAGGUCUAUUAUGCCUUUCACUUUGAUGUAUCCCAAAAGCCUGUUCACUCUCUAUAAUCAGACUACUGCAGUGACCACUGUGAAUCUCAUAUUCAUGUGAACAUUAUUCAUUACACCCUCAACGGUUGAAAACUUUCUCUGCACCAUCUGGCUGAAGCUUGUGAGGAACAAUUGCAACAGAACUUCAGACAUGUCAAUCAUUAUAAGGACAAGGACUUACUUAUCUCUCCAAGCCCUGUAUGACUCUGCAGAUUACAGAUAUUAGAGUCUUUCUAAGCUGUGCUAAACAUGCACAAUAGCUGGAGCUGGAAUCCCCCACUGGAUAGAGACUGCCUUUUUUAUAUGCUUGGUUCAGCUUAAAUAUCUGGCAUUAAUUCAUGUUGUUUGUUAAGGCAAGCAUCACUAUCACUACAGAGUGCAACAGUCUGGUUCUGGAAUAAAAAAAUUAUAAAAUAAAAAUAAAAAACGUGUUUAAUUUUCCCCAUAGAUAAUUUGUUUAAAAACUCUUUCUUAUAAACUUUUACAGACAGGCCGUAAGUGAGCUUACUUUUGCCAUUCUGCAAAUGUGCUAUUUACAGUCAGCUUUGACCUAUUUAUUCUAUGAGCUAAAGUAUCUGAUAAGAAAGAGAGUAGUAUUCAGCUUGUCAUGACAUCUCAACAUGCUUCAUGUAGAAUAAAAAAGCUUUUAUUAGGUUCUGACUGGAGUCUUCACCCUAUACAUGAUUUUAAACAUAUUUCAAAAGUAUUCUUCAUUUCUUUAGGGGUAAAAACAUUUUAAUGAGGAAAAAAAUACUGAGUGCACCUUUAAUAUAUAAAUCCCCAUGGUGAAACUGGCUUGAUAUUGUGUGUGUAUAUUGUAUAGAGUCUGUAUUUUAAAAGUACAUUUUGUUUACUGUAACAUUGUUAUAGUACUGUAACUAGAGGCUUGUGUUUCCUUUAACACACAUAAUCACUAUCAGAGGAUACCGCCAUCUCCUUUUAUAAUUGUUUUGGUUUGCAUGCAUUGAAAAUGUCUCUUGGUCCUCUUUUUUAAUUCAUAAAAUUAACCAGCAGAUGCAUCUUCUGGAAAGCUUUUGCAUUAAUCCUGAUCAGACCAUGUAAAAAUGUUUCUUUUAUUUCAUUUUAUUUACUAAGAUUGCAUCUGAUUGCCUUCUUUCAGUAAAAACAAAAAAAACAAAAACGUUUUUAAACAGGACAGUUGUUCCUAAUGUGUAUAUGUUGUUGAGCAGAUUUCGUUUUUUUAGUUUAGUUAAUAAAGAUUAAUAUUAGAUAACAGCUGAGUUUGUGUUCUUCAUCCAUUAAGAUUAAGAACUGGUCUGCAUCAUGCAAUAGCAUAUUAUAUUUACAGCAUUUAGCUUAAGAUAAUUUUUUUUUCUUUGAAAAUGUUGUUGGGUUUGGAUUAUGUGCACUGUGUUAAGUAAUUUUUAAGCUUGUACAACAAGAUGUCAUCUUGUCAGAUGUAAGGGUUGGGAGGGUUACUUUUGAAAUGUAUUCCUCUACAGAUUACAGAAAACAUGCUGUAAAAUGUCAUUUGUAAUGUAUUCUAUUAGAUUACUCAAGGUCAGUAACAUAUUCUAAUUACUUUGGAUUACUUCUUCAGCACUGGUAGAUUUUUUCACUUGUUUUGUCUAUAAACACAUUAAAACAAAAUACACAUGUUAAAAAUACAUUGUCUGAAAAACCUAAAUAUCUUAUGCAGUGUUGUUUCUAAAACAAGAUCAAUCAAAUUGAUCUUGUUUUAAGGAUUUUUAGAUAUUUUUACAGGAAAACAAAACAAAAAUUAUUAUCAAGAAUAAGAUUUUUGUCCUAAUAUCAAAGGUCUUACUAGAAAAAAAGAAAUCUAAAAUGAUCUAAAAAAAAUAUGAUCGUGCCUGGUAACAUGUGCAUGUAAAAUGGCUAGAAAUAGCAUUUCAGCUUAGUGUAAAGCUGAUAAUUUACACAAGGUUUAUUUCUAUUUCUUCUGCUCCAAACUUACUUCAGACUUACUUCUCUGUCUGCUCGUAUGAAUGUAACACAUCAUAAGAAAGUGUUUCACCGCUGUUCAAAUGCACUUUGGAUCGCAUCAUUUAUAUGUAUAAAUGUUUUCCAUCUGAAAGGACUAAAUAUUAAAUGAAACAAAUGACAAUAAAAUGCAAAGUAAUCUCUUCAGUAAUCAAAAUACUUUUUGAAUGUAACUGUAUUGUAAUUACCAAUGAUUUAAACUGUAACUGUAGUGGAAUACAGUUAAUUAUAUUUUGUAUUUUAAAUACGUAAUCCCAUUACAUGUAAUCCGUUACUCCCCAACCCUGUCAGAUGUUAUGAUGUUUUCCAGUGACUAUUUCUGGCAUUCCCAAACUGGGAAACAAUUUGAAAAUUCUUGAGGAGCAUCUAAUACUGUCAAUCACAACAAAAGUGUCUCUAACAUGUUAGUUAUUUUGAAUAACCUUCAACUCUAACACAUCUGUGGGUCGUUUCGCUUCAUUUUAAUAUACAUUUUGUUAUGUUUAAUUUUGUUAUCAAUGUGCAUUACGAUUCCAUUCAUUAACAUUAGUAAAUGCAUUCCUAUAUUUACUGUACAUUUUCACAUUGAGAAUAAAUGGGUUCUUCCAAAAGCUGAAAAUUGUUGCUUUCAGAGGCUUUAUAUGGAGUUAGGAUGAAAAUAAGGUGCAUUUCAAACUGUUCUGAGACCAGUGCAGACAGACAGCACAAUGGAGGUUAAGUCAUUCACUAAAUAGGGAGCAAGGGAGCAUCCUAUAGCUCUCUAUACAUCUAAGUGGAUUCAAUCCUAAAAUCCGUUCAAAAGUUCAGUUUCAGGCUGCAGAUGAUGUUUGGACCACUCAACAUGUUUGGCAGAAAUGGGACAAUGAUAAUCAGUACAUAGAUUCAGAAUUUUAUAAUGCUAAAUAUUAUUUUAACAUGAUUGACAGUGAUUGGAUGAUGCUGGCCAUUAAUUUGAAUCUGAAUUGAAUCUGAAUUAUUUAUUCAGCUGUAACGUAAUUUAAUGUCUGUAAUGUCUCAAAAACAUGAAUAAUCAACAGUCCUGGAAACAUGAUAAACAAUUUAAUAAUGUUUUUUUUUUUUUAAAGCAAAGAAAUGACUCUCUAUAGCUUAGUGUUAUUUAGAAUUUCACAACGUAGUCUCGCCGUCCACAUAUGUGGACAUACUUUUUUAGGAAUUUCUUUUAUUUUUUUAUUUUUAUUUUUAUUUUUAUUUUUUUUUUUUUUGCUUGUUUAUUAGGUGCUACUAGUUACAAAUCAAAAAGGGAAAUGGAAAAUGCACACAUCAGUCACACUCUGGUUUCAGGAGGUUAAGGUUUAGGGUAUGUAGGUCAGUUUUGUUCACUGUUAAAGAUUUUCUCAUCAAAAAACAGUAAAGAACUGGCAGCAGGUUUGCCAGCAUGUUACUGUAAAAUUAACAGUGUCUUGCUGUUGCUGAAAUUAACUGCUAGAUACUGUUUUAACAGCUACAGUAUACAAUUGUAAUUUAGCAGCAUAUAGCUGUCAAAUUACAUACUAUCUACUGUUGUUGAAAUUAACAGCUAUGUUCCCAGCAUGCACUGCGGCAUGAAGAAAUUACUUCGAUUUUUACUAUUUACUGGUUUAUUUUGACAUUGUUUUUGUUGUAGUCAAAGUUACUUGUAUUUUAAUGUUCAGCUUUUACUUUUUUACGUAAAAUUAUGUUUGAUAAUUGUCACCACUGUUGCUUUGUACACCGAGAGUUGAUUUCUGUGUGUCUUGAUAACAACUUGUGAUAUGUUGUAAGUUCAUCAAAAACAUAAAACACUCAAUUUGCUGAUAUCAUUUUGCUGAAAUAUCCUUUAUUGUUUUUACUUUUAUGUGUAAUGCAUCACUAUUGCCACAUAUAGUGCCAUUUGCAAGGUAGGAUCAGAUAUUCAGGCUGACCUUAGGUUUUGUCUUCCAAGUUGCACAGUGCAACAACUUGUCUUUUACUUAAACGUAAAUUGACUGGCUGGAAGAACAUAAUUUAAUAAUAAUGAAGGUCCAAGGUGCCAGCUCAAGAGAACACUAAUCACCAUAAUGAUGACUUCAAUCAAAACACAACUAUUGAUAACAAAACAACAACACUAAUUAAACUAAUACUUCUAUUAAAUCUGAAUAAAAACUUUUGUACUUUUAUUUUUAUUUUUUUACAAUUUUUGUAGCCCCAAUGCAUUUGCCAAAGCAUACAUACUUAU